This is a messenger RNA of Cordyceps fumosorosea ARSEF 2679, 2226 nucleotides long. RefSeq lists its product as hypothetical. Bases 1 to 2226 code for a protein of 741 amino acids. The record is from RefSeq and is a predicted model, not a curated record. Lineage: Eukaryota; Fungi; Ascomycota; Sordariomycetes; Hypocreales; Cordycipitaceae. The transcript has a single exon.
AUGAGCCGACGGUUCCCUAAAAAGGCUAGAAAAACGUUGGAAAAGCAUGGAGAUGCGGGCAUUGAAUUCGAAGAUUCCGGCAAGCACCCGCUUGUCGUGCCCGGCUUCGGCGGCAUGCGCGUGCCGACUGAGGGGCCGGCCGGGGAGCGCUUCGCCCACGGCUUCGGCGACUGGAGCCAGAACCGGCUCACGGCCCGGGAGCUCGCCAUGCUCCGAUUGAUGAAUGCAAUCACGGACCGGCCAAACUGGCACGUGGAGGUUGGGGAUCCGGCCGUUGUCGCGCAGUGGGCUCGUGAGGCGGCGUCUUGGGAGCUGAUCAGCCCGGCGGCAUGGGACUGGUGCUUGGCCGAGCUGCUGGACAAGGCCGUGUACUACGAAAAGGUCAAGUUGACGCACGUUUUUGACACGGCAUCGCGCAUCUGCAAGUCGGACUAUCUGAUCUCACCAUCGUUGCUGGAAAAGAUGACCGCUGAGGUCGACGCACUGACAAGAGCGCCGGAUCUCUCACAUCAAUGUCAUGAGCAGCACCAAAGUCUUCCCUUGGAAGGCGAGACGCAGACAUCACUAGUUGAUCCAGACAUGUUCCCACUCAUUUUUGGCGAGACGCACGUUCUAAGUGACGGGGGAAGCGUCAGGAGCGUCAAUGCUGCUGACCAUAUGGGACGGGGAGUCCGGUCCCAGGAACAAAAAUGGUCCUGCUCGCGGUCUCCUUGGGGUCGCUGUGACGGCAACCCGACAAGAGGCAUGGAAGGUGUGCCGCAAAGGGCCGCGGAAUGCACAGUAUGCCGGCAUUUUGGAGGCUCACCCGAGGAGCCCUGGCGACAGCGCGCCUACAUGUUCUCGCCGCGGUUCCAGUGGCUUCCCUCCGAGGUCUGCUUCGGGCCGCCCGACGCCAGGACUACGGGGAUGAGGCUGACCUCAUACAUCAACAACCUGCACCCACGCCACCACUUCUCCCUCUACCGCUCCAUCGAGGCCGUCGUCGAGGCGUCCGUCCAGCCGUGGAACGAGAUCCUGGCGUGGACGGGCCGGGGACGGACGCCGGAGCGCAUCCGCACCUACGGCGUGCAGUGGACUCCGCAGGAGCCGACGCCCGUCGAGCUCGAGGAGCUAGACGAGAUCAUGCGGGCCGGCCAGGGCGAGCUGUACGCGGCGACCAAGGCACGGCUCGACGCCUUCCUCGCGCGGCCGGACAACCCGCGCGCGCCCCCGCCCUCCUGGCAGUACCCGCAGAUCCUCCCGGACUGGGCGGCCACGUACUCGCCAUCCGCCGCGGUCAAGCUCAAGCAUCGCCGGUGCAAGGCGUGGCUGCAUCCGGAGCCCGGCGCCGCCUUCACCUACGCCGAGUGGAAGGCCGGCCGCAACAACCGCGCCGUCGUUCCCGGCCGCGCGCCGGACUGGCAACGCGGCGGGGGCCAGCUGCCGCCCAAGGAGGACCACGCGUUCUACCAGGUCUCGCUGGAGACGCAGUUUGCGCGCCGCGGGCUGCAGGUGGUCGUGGAGAUUGGCGCGGUCGAGCUGACCCCCGCGCGGCCGACGCGCGCGGCGACCCCGUGGCGGCUCGCGGGCUUGCUCAGCGACCGCAUCGUCGCGACGGCCAUGGUGUACCUCGACAGCGACAAUGUGGCCGACGCCGCGGGCGCGCUGUCGUUCCGCGUCGAGGCCGACCUGGAUCCCCUGGAGCACGUCUGGGGCGGCGGCACCGGCUCCGGCCCGCACCACCCCCUCGCGCCGCUCGCCGAAAUCUACGGGCUCGACUCCCCGCUCGACCUCGACGGCGGCGCGCCGGCCCUGCAGGAGCUCGGCACGGUGCUCGCGCCGGACGGGCGGCUGGUCGCGUUCCCCAACGCGGUGCAGCACCGCGUGGAGGCGUUUCGGCUGCGCGACCCGCGGCGACCGGGCCGGAGGCGCUGGCUGGCGGUGCACUUGGUGGACCCGCACGUCCGAGUGUGCUCGACGCGCGCGGCGCCGCCGCAGCAGCCGGGCUGGUGGGCGGAUGCCGGCUGGGACCGCGUGGACUGGCGCGCGCGGAGGGUGCCCCCGGAGCUGGUGGAUGCGGUGCGGGGGAUGAUCGGCGAGAGGGGGCCGGGCAGGGCGGAGGUGGAGUCGCGGAGGAAGGAGAUGAGGGAGGAGCGCGAGAGGAAGCAGGAGCAGGUGAUGAGCGAGGAGGUGACGGCGUACAUGUUUGACGAGCAUGCCGCGAUUGGACGCAAGUUUCUGCGGUAG